AUGUCUCUAUCUUCUAAGCUAUCUGUCCAGGACUUGGACUUGAAAGACAAGCGUGUCUUCAUCAGAGUUGACUUCAACGUCCCAUUGGACGGUAAGAAGAUCACCUCCAACCAGAGAAUCGUCGCCGCGUUGCCAACCAUCAAGUACGUCUUGGAAAAGCAACCAAAAUACAUCGUCUUGGCCUCUCACUUGGGUAGACCAAACGGUGAAAGAAACGACAAAUACUCCUUGGCUCCAGUCGCCGCCGAAUUGGAAACCCUUUUGGGUAAGAAGGUCCAAUUCUUGAACGACUGUGUCGGCCCAGAGGUCGACGCCGCCGUCAAGGCCGCUGCCCCAGGUUCCGUCAUCCUGCUAGAGAACUUGAGAUACCACAUCGAGGAGGAAGGUUCCAGAAAGGUCGACGGCCAGAAGGUCAAGGCCUCCAAGGAGGACGUCGAGAAGUUCAGACACCAAUUGUCCUCUUUGGCCGAUGUUUACGUCAACGACGCCUUCGGUACCGCCCACAGAGCCCACUCUUCCAUGGUCGGUUUCGACUUGCCACAGAGAGCCGCCGGUUUCCUAUUGGAAAAGGAAUUGAAGUACUUCGGUAAGGCCCUAGAAAACCCAACCAGACCAUUCUUGGCCAUCUUGGGUGGUGCUAAGGUUGCCGACAAGAUUCAAUUGAUCGACAACUUGUUGGACAAGGUCGACUCCAUCAUCAUCGGUGGUGGUAUGGCUUUCACCUUCAAGAAGGUCAUUGAAAACGCCGAAAUUGGUGACUCCAUCUUCGACAAGGCCGGUGCCGAGAUCGUUCCAAAGUUGGUCGAAAAGGCCAAGGCCAAGAACGUCGAAAUCGUCCUACCAGUCGACUUCAUCAUCGCUGACGCCUUCUCCGCUGACGCCAACACCAAGAUUGUCUCCGCCAAGGACGGUAUCCCAUCCGGCUGGCAGGGGCUUGACAAUGGUCCAGAAUCCAGAAAGCUUUUCGCUGAGACCAUUGCCAAGGCCAAGACCAUCGUCUGGAACGGUCCACCAGGUGUCUUCGAAUUCGAGAAGUUCGCCGCUGGUACCAAGGCCAUGUUGGACGAAGUCGUCAAGUCCUGCUCUGCCGGUAACACCGUCAUCAUCGGUGGUGGUGACACUGCCACCGUCGCCAAGAAGUACGGUGUCACUGACAAGAUCUCUCACGUCUCUACCGGUGGUGGUGCCUCUUUGGAAUUGCUAGAAGGUAAGGAAUUGCCAGGUGUCUCCUUCUUGUCUGAAAAGAAAUAA
This is a messenger RNA of Huiozyma naganishii CBS 8797, 1251 nucleotides long. RefSeq names its product phosphoglycerate kinase (gene PGK1). Gene Ontology annotation, cellular component: cytosol. The record is from RefSeq and is a predicted model, not a curated record. Lineage: Eukaryota; Fungi; Ascomycota; Saccharomycetes; Saccharomycetales; Saccharomycetaceae. The coding region runs from base 1 to 1251 and encodes 416 amino acids. The transcript has a single exon. Gene Ontology annotation, molecular function: ATP binding; ADP binding; phosphoglycerate kinase activity. Gene Ontology annotation, biological process: gluconeogenesis; glycolytic process.